AUGACCGGCUAUGUUAUACAGCUGGAUGGGCGACGAGGUGCUGAAGCACUCAGGGCCAGACGCAGGAGAAUUUUCCGCCACGGCAAGGCAUUAUGUCUUGCGGCGCUCGCAGUCGCUUCUGCGACGGCUUUUGUGCAUGGGAGCUCCAUGCCGAGAAGACUUGUGCAGGCACCCGAGCGACGACUUCUUGGGCAGCUCGCCUUGGAAGCUUAUAGCGACCUGAAGGUGAAAGAGCUGAAAGAGCUGCUCUCCGAACGUGGGCUGAAAGUCAGCGGCAAAAAGGCAGAGCUGGUCGCCCGACUCGAGGAGCACGAGGCGCAGGAGUCUCCGGACGAGGCGGAGAGUAGCGCACCUGCUGCAGAGGCGGAAGCAGAGAAGAAGGAGACGAGGAAGGAGAAGCCCCAAAGUGGAAGCUCGGAUCCUGAAGGCUACAAGGCUGGACAACUGGCUUUGGCUCUCUUCCACGACGAUGGAAAAUACUACACUGUUCGAAUUGUCAAAGACAAUGGCGAUGAAACCUUCGACAUCGAGUGGGUUGAGGAUGAUGCUGAAGACACUGUAGACUUGGCGAACCUCAGGCCAAAUCCCAAGAACUUCAAGAAGGGAGACCUCGUCGUUGCAAAAUGCAAUGAAGAUGGGAGGCGCUAUACUGCCAUCGUUCAAGAGAACAGCGGAAAGGGCAGUGUGACUGUGCAAUAUGUGGAAGACGAGACGGAGGAGGAUGUACUGCUGGACAACAUGUGGUCCCAGAAGAAGAAGUUCAAGAAGGGUCAGAAAGUUGAGGCAAAGUUCCCCGACGACGGCGAAUGGUAUGCCGCGACUGUCAAAGAAGCGGUGAGCAGCGGCAAGUACCUGGUGGAGUGGGAAGAUCCGGAUGGAGGGGAUCCAGAAAGCGAACUUGUGCUGGAUAGCAUCCAGAUACCUAGGGUUGGCAUUGACCAGCUGGAAGUGGGCCAGAAGCUGCAUGCAACCGUCAAACGAGUAUUGGAUUUCGGGGCCUUCGUUGAUGUUGGUUGCUACACCGACGGCCUUGUACACAUAAGCAAAAUGGCGCCAGGGCGCGUCGACAAUGCUCACGACUACGCGGAGGAAGAUCAAGAAAUGGAUGUUUGGGUGACGAACAUCGACCCAGAAGGAAACAAGCUCGGCCUUACGAUGGUCGAAGGCAAAACGGGAGGAGGAGGCCGUGCCCGGAAGGAGGUGAUCAAUCCCAUCGACAGCAUGAAUGUCGGUGAUGAGUUCGAGGGCACUGUGGAGAGCAUCAGGGAAUUUGGGGCCUUCGUGGACAUCGGGGCGGAGAGAUCCGGGCUUGUUCACAUCUCGCGCCUCGCUGAUGGUUUUGUUGAAAACCCGCAUGACCACGUGUCCGAAGGGCAGAAGGUCACGGUGUGGGUGUCGUCCAUUGAUGGCGACAGGAUUGGACUGUCCAUGAGAAGGACUGUCGAGAAGCUCCGGGCAGAUGGCAACAAGAGCGGCGAGGUUCUCAUGCUGCACAAGCUGGCUACCAUGUCCCCUUUCCCCGACUACGCGCUCAACACCGCGCAGGCUGCCCUGGAGCUAGCGCGCAAGGAGGGCCUUGCCUUGGAGGAGAAGGCUCUGAAGCGGACGCUGACGCAGCUUUAUGCGGCCAAGGGAAAGAUCGACAAGGCACCCAAUCGGCGAGAAGCAUUGCUUCUCCUGCAAGACCUUGCACGCGAGCUGGAGAGGAAGGAUGGUGAGAAGUUCGACGAUGCGAACAAGAAUCUGGAGGAUUUCUGGAUGGCACUGAAGCAGAGUGAUGUUGAUGCAGCUAUGCAGAAAGUGAUCUCUCGGGAUCCAGCCACCUACCUCCAGUUUCUCAAAGAGCACGGGGCCAAUGUGGCAGUUCCUGGUGAGAAAGCCAAGCCUCCUCCCGGCGCUGAUGUCCAGGGCUUGGGCUUGAAAAACAAGCUAUUGACCGGUCCAAAGCCUUACCUCUACCUCAGCUUCAGGGUGGGCGGCAUCAGCUACGGCCCACGGUACCGCUGCUGCGAUUUGCCCAUGGGCGUCGGAGGCGAGCCGGGCUCGGCCAUCGGCGUCCUGGAACUCCAGGACGUCUCCGACGACUGGGAGCGCGAGUUGCAGUACAAUCCCUCCAUCCUGGACUGUGCUCUUCAGAAUGGCGCCGCAGGAAUCUUCGUGGAAAACCGCCCUUGA
Molecule: messenger RNA, 2175 nt
Organism: Symbiodinium necroappetens
Lineage: Eukaryota; Dinophyceae; Suessiales; Symbiodiniaceae
Source: the annotation of a GenBank genome assembly